Molecule: messenger RNA, 1677 nt
Organism: Protobothrops mucrosquamatus (brown spotted pit viper)
Lineage: Eukaryota; Metazoa; Chordata; Lepidosauria; Squamata; Viperidae
Product: ADP-ribosylation factor 1
Exons: 5
Coding region: 179-724 (181 amino acids)
Biological process (GO): intracellular protein transport; vesicle-mediated transport
Cellular component (GO): cytoplasm; plasma membrane
Molecular function (GO): GTPase activity; GTP binding
Source: RefSeq, a predicted model, not a curated record
CUGACGUGGCCGUGGGGAGCCGCCAUCUUGUGGGCAGUGAGGGAGGCUGUGACGGAGACGGAAGGUGAAGGCGAGACACCCGGCGGGCUCGGAGAGGACGACGACGACGUCCCCGCAGCCAGGUACCCCGCGACGUCGCCCGAUUUUCUUGGCCAGUGGGUGAACAACAUCCUCAAACAUGGGAAAUAUUUUUGCCAACCUUUUCAAAGGCCUCUUCGGCAAAAAAGAAAUGCGUAUUCUUAUGGUUGGACUGGAUGCCGCAGGAAAAACUACUAUAUUGUACAAGCUUAAGCUCGGUGAAAUAGUAACUACCAUCCCUACUAUAGGUUUCAAUGUAGAAACAGUAGAAUACAAGAAUAUUAGCUUCACGGUGUGGGAUGUCGGUGGACAGGAUAAGAUCAGACCACUUUGGCGCCAUUAUUUCCAAAAUACACAAGGCUUGAUCUUUGUGGUCGAUAGUAAUGACAGAGAGCGAGUUAACGAAGCCAGAGAAGAGCUUAUGAGAAUGUUGGCAGAAGAUGAGCUCAGAGACGCUGUCCUUUUAGUCUUCGCUAACAAACAGGACCUGCCGAACGCCAUGAAUGCUGCUGAAAUCACAGACAAACUAGGGCUGCAUUCUCUCCGCCACAGAAACUGGUACAUCCAGGCCACCUGUGCCACCAGUGGGGACGGUCUCUAUGAAGGACUGGACUGGUUGUCCAAUCAGCUCCGGAACCAGAAAUGAACCCCUGAAUUAUUCCUCUUUUCUCCACCCCUCUUCCUCCCCUUCCUCUUCCUCACUUUAGUCUAAUGUGGCAAACCAUGCUACUUUGUAGUAUUGAGUGCCGGAAACUAUUUUCAUCUUUUUUCGUCCACAGGAUUGUCCUUCACCACGCUGUACAUGUGGCAAAAACCAAACUCGAAAAAAAAACAGUUUUAGGGGUUUUUUUCUCUUCUUACUUAAUGUAAAUAGUUCUUGUUUUCCCCACAAGUCAGUUUCUGGUACUCCUAUGCAAUAUUAUUUGCCUUUUUUAUGAUAAAGGUUAAAAAAAACAACCCAACAACUUUGAGUAGAUUCAGAAAAAAAAGGUUGACAGGAGUCUGGUUUUGUUUGUGUCUUGUGUGUGUCUGUGGGCUAGAUCUGAACAUGAUCCCUCUCGGCUUGCAGAUCUGGGCUGAGGGCUGAUUUCUGCAGCCAUGUUUUUAAGCCUGGGGACAAGUUUCUUUUUAGAAGACGGGUGGUGAGAAGGAAAGCUGGACGACUUGAACCUAGGACCCUUUGUGAUUUCUGCAACAACAUGAAAAAUACCAGCAGUUUCCCUUGUUCCAGAUCGUAGAAUUCUUGGUCUCAUUUCUGUUCUUGACAACCUUUUUGUGUUUGUCGGCAGAUGGGAGACUUUCCCCAGAGUUAGAAUGAAAUCAGUUGCAGAUUAAGGAGAAACCAGGACCCCCUGCACCCCUUUAACUGCUCCUUAAAUUUCGAUAAAACUAUUUUUCCCCUGCAACCUAUGAAUGCCAUCUUCAUCUUCCUCUCUGUCACUGGGGAAUGUAGCUCCUUCAAAAAUCCUUGAAUUUCUCCAGCCUAGAAUUAUUUAGGAAGACGGUGCUCUUGCACGGGCGUCACAACAGCAGUCCCACCUCGGCAAGUACUGUACUUAAAUAAGAAAUGUCACACAAGCUUCUUGCAUCCGGGGGGGG